Messenger RNA from Microtus ochrogaster (prairie vole), 2783 nucleotides. It is a transcript of the gene Chmp4c, whose product is annotated as charged multivesicular body protein 4C. The record is from RefSeq and is a predicted model, not a curated record. Lineage: Eukaryota; Metazoa; Chordata; Mammalia; Rodentia; Cricetidae. Gene Ontology annotation, cellular component: multivesicular body; cytoplasmic side of plasma membrane; ESCRT III complex. Gene Ontology annotation, biological process: vesicle budding from membrane; late endosome to vacuole transport via multivesicular body sorting pathway.
GAGUGGGUGUCACCUGCCUAAGCAACUUGUUGACUCCCGGGAGCGCGGCCGGCUGGGUGUGUGGCUCACCUGUCCCCAGCGCACAGGGCCGCUCGCCCCCCACUGCCCAGCCAUGAGCAAAUUGGGCAAGUUAUUUCGAGGGACCCGCUCCUCUCGGGCCCGCGCGGCUCCCAGCCCCCAGGAGGCCCUGGCCCGCCUCAGGGAGACCGAGGAGAUGCUGGCCAAGAAGCAGGAGUACCUGGAGAGCCGAAUCCAGAGGGAGCUCGCCCUAGCCAAGAAGCACGGCUCCCAGAACAAACGAGCUGCCUUGCAGGCGUUGAAAAGGAAGAAGAGGUUUGAGAAGCAGCUCUCGCAGGUUGAUGGCACCCUGUCCACCAUUGAGUUCCAGCGGGAAGCGCUAGAGAACUCGCACACCAACACUGAGGUCUUACGGAACAUGGGCUUUGCAGCCAAGGCAAUGAAAGCUGUUCAUGAAAACAUGGAUCUGAACAAAAUUGAUGACUUGAUGCAAGAUAUCACCGAGCAGCAGGACAUUGCCCAGGAAAUCUCAGAAGCGUUUUCUCAGAGGGUUCAGUUUGCCGAUGGCUUUGAUGAGGAUGAGCUACUGGCAGAACUUGAGGAACUGGAGCAGGAAGAAUUAAAUAAGAAGAUGACAAAGAUGCAGCUUCCGAAUGUGCCGGCCUCUUCCCUCCCCUCACAGCCCAGUAGGAAGUCCAGCAUGCCCUCCAGUGCACACCGAUCUCGAGCAGCGUCGUCCAGGAGGACAGAGGACGAUGACGACUUCCAGCAGCUGGCAGCUUGGGCUACUUAAGCUAAAAUGGGAACCUCUGACGCCUAAAUUAUUGAACUACACAUAAGACAUAAAUGCUUUUGCAAAGCUUAGAAGAUAGCAGUUACCUGUUUUAUGAAUUGCUGUCUUUUACAAAGCAGUUAAGUCAUGUGUAGACACGUCAGACAUGGAAAGGAGCUGGUAGCAUCAUAGAAGACCCUUCCAGACUGAUGGAGUGGGGGCUAUCUGCUUUAUUCUCUACUGUAUUUUAGUUCUGGUACAAGUUGAUUCUUUGUGUAUAUGUAUUGAAAGAAAACUGAUUCUACUGAUAUUUAAUACAUAUUCCAGCUUGUAAGUCAUCCUCGAGCGAUACCUAGGGUAACUGGGGGCUAUGUCUAUGCAAAUACAAGGCUGCUGUGGUCCAGGUCACCCACAGUAAAUGUAAAUACACUUCUAGAACAGGUUUGAAGAGAAGUCCUUAGUGAGUCUAUACAUACAGUUUCAAUUGAGUCUCAGGGUUGGAAAUCUUCGCGGAGCCUUAAUUGACAUUUAUUAUGCAGGUUGAGCUCUGAGUGGGGGCGAUGCAUCACCCCAAAUGUCUGACUGCACAAGCAGUUUAGCCUGCUCACCAGGGCUCUCCGGGGUGGGAUUCAGCCACUUAGAAAGCCAAGUGAACACAGGCCGCCAUGCUGCUGCUGGAAUGCCCAUUGCUUCCUGUUGUGUGCUCUCCUGUGCACUAACAAAACGAAGCAAUGCUUCACAGCAUGCGCCUCAUAAAAAAUACUAAAAUACUGGCAAUUAAAAAUAUAUCUGGAGUAAAAUUUUGUUCAUAAUUAUGGUUAAAUGAAGAUAAAUUAUAAACUUAGGUAUCUCGCAUGCCAUAUCAGACGGUAAAAUGGCAAGCACCACCAUGCGAGGUUUUCUGAUGCCCUCUGCACUCCUUUGAGCAACGCUGUGGCACGGAGGAGCACGGAGGAGGAGCACCACUGCCGCCGCAUCUCUGAGCCCUUGUUCUGGCUCAGUGGUCCCAUUCUGCGGCAGGUGUUUGGCACUUGUUCUUUCUCUUGGCAUUUUUCCUGCCCUGCCCAACACACACACACUAAAUCCUCCUCAUUCUUUAAAUUCUGGCUAAAAUAUUCCAUCUUGGAAAACUUUAAAAAAUUUUUUUUCCAGACUAUAUGCUUGCUUUUAUAGCACUCAGCUUUCUGUCAUUGCAUUUUCCAUGUUCUCUCUCAACACUUAACCUGAGUGCAUCUCCCUGUUGGCCUGUGGUAGGGUGAAGGACAAGACUGCUUUAAAUAGUGAAUUUUCAGCACUCUUCACAAUCUCACAUGUACCCGAGGCAAGUCUUUCAGCAUUGACUCAGUGUCAGCAGCUGACAGACGACGGAUUGGCCCCCUGUCCCUAAGCAGUCCUGAGAUCGGGCCAAGCCUGUGGAGCAGCGACAGUGUUAGACCCUGAAGGGGAGACAGCUCUGGACAGUGAUGCCCAAGACACGGGAGGCUGAUGCAGUGUGCUCAUCCUGUCCUGGCUUGCACACCACCCACGUGCCUGCUGAGUGCAGCUAGUUGCGGGGAAGAGGGGGGGAGGAGGCACAAAGCCCCCACCAGACUUGUGAAACUUGUAAGGAGAGUGAAUUUUAAUUAUGCUUAAUUUUAGUUAAUUUAAUUAAAAAAACAUUUCUCAACGCAUUCAUUAGAAACAUUGAAGUAUUUCAGCACCUUAGUUCUGCCUUUUCAGCAGUUAAAUUUGUAAACCUGUUGUGUCUGCCCUGUCUUUAUGCCUCCCUCGCUUCUUUCCAUCUCUCGGAGAUUCUAGACACAGCCUCACCAUGUAGCACAUGAGCUCACUUUAGACCUCAGGCUGACAUUGAACUUCACUCCUCUGUCUUUAGCCUCCAAAGCCCUGGAAUUACGGGCUUCCAUCGCUGUGCCCAGUUACAGCUGAUCUAAGAGACACUCUCAGUGUAAAAUCCACAUUGGAUUUCAAAGACUUGGUGAACAAAACUGUAAAA